AUGACUGCUCAAACUUUUGAAGUCAAAAAGCCCGAAACGUGGCAUUUAGCAGCGACGAUUAACAAUGAGUUACGAGAAAUGAUAAAUAAUGGAGUAAAGGGGAGGUUCACUGGCGAUACGGAGCAUCUUACUCUAGAGCAAAUGCGAGCCAAGUUUGACAGUCUCUUCCAGCAAGACGCUGAUCUUCUUCGCUCGCAGAUGCAAAAUGAAGUGUCUGAAGAAGAGAUUAAUAUUCCCGUCAGGGAUGGAUUCAAAGUCAGGGCGCUCGUUUAUCGUCGCAAGACUGACCAGUCGAAGGCAGACCGGCCUCUUGUAAUUCUCAUUCAUGGUGGAGGCUUUAUCCUGGGCAACGCUGAGAUGGAGAUGCCAACCUGUGUUGAAGCAGUCCGGAGAUAUGAUUGCGUCGCGGUGAGCUUGGAGUAUCGGCUUUCUCCAGAAGUAAAGUUUCCUGUUGCAUAUGACGAUUGCUGGGACGCUCUCAUAUGGCUGUCCAAGAACGCGGCCACUCUUCAGGCCGACCCAACUCACGGCUUUGUCUUUGGCGGGACCUCGGCUGGUUCACAUCUCAGCAUCCCCUUGGCUCACAAGGCUCGGGACGAAAAGCUCUCACCUCCACUCACUGGGCUUUACCAUUGCGUUCCUCCUGCUCUGAUGCCACAAGCCCUUACUGACAAGUAUAAGCCCCUCUACAACAGUAGAGAACAGCUGAAGGAUGGUAUGGCGCUCACUGCAGAGUCUACAAAGGUUUACGACAAGGCCGUUGAGCCAGACUUUGCUUCGCCACUCUGGAACCCUCUCCUUUGGCCAAAUGGGCAUAGAGGCUUACCCCCCACGUUCUUCCAGAUCUGUGGGGCUGACCUGUUGAGGGAUGAGGCAUUGAUUUAUGAGAGAGAACUUAGACUCGAGAGUAGGGUUAAGACUAAGACGGUUGUGUAUGAGGGGUUGCCGCAUGUGUUUUGGUAUGAUUAUCCGACUCAUAGUGCAAGCACCAGGUUUGCUAAGGACGCAGCUGAUGGCUUGGGAUGGCUACUUGGCCGGGAAAAGUAG
Molecule: messenger RNA, 1047 nt
Organism: Fusarium fujikuroi IMI 58289
Lineage: Eukaryota; Fungi; Ascomycota; Sordariomycetes; Hypocreales; Nectriaceae
Product: related to Putative sterigmatocystin biosynthesis lipase/esterase STCI
Exons: 3
Coding region: 1-1047 (348 amino acids)
Molecular function (GO): hydrolase activity
Source: RefSeq, a predicted model, not a curated record